Molecule: messenger RNA, 1152 nt
Organism: Durio zibethinus
Lineage: Eukaryota; Viridiplantae; Streptophyta; Magnoliopsida; Malvales; Malvaceae
Product: putative xyloglucan endotransglucosylase/hydrolase protein 23
Biological process (GO): cell wall biogenesis; xyloglucan metabolic process
Cellular component (GO): cell wall; apoplast
Molecular function (GO): hydrolase activity, hydrolyzing O-glycosyl compounds; xyloglucan:xyloglucosyl transferase activity
Source: RefSeq, a predicted model, not a curated record
CUCAACAAUCUCCUCAUCACUUCAAUUCAAAACAAGUUUACAAGAUAACGUUAAACUCUCUUUCCUGCUGUCCCCUAUUUUUACACAGCAUAUGGCUCCGUUUUCUGCUUCAAGUCCACUAAUGAAAUUCUCUUUCGUAGUUGGCUUUUUCCUAACUGCCUACGCUGGUAAUUUCUACCAGGAUUUUGACCUCACUUGGGGAGAUGGUCGUGCCAAGAUUCUCAACAAUGGUCAGCGUCUUACUCUUUCCCUUGACAAGGCCUCUGGCUCUGGUUUUCAGUCCAAAAACGAGUAUUUGUUUGGGAACAUUGAUAUGCAGCUCAAGCUUGUUCCUGGCAACUCUGCUGGCACUGUAACGGCCUACUAUCUAUCUUCAAAGGGCGCAACAUGGGAUGAAAUAGACUUUGAGUUCUUGGGGAACUUGAGCGGUGAUCCUUACAUCCUUCAUACCAAUGUUUUUACCCAAGGCAAGGGCAACAGGGAGCAGCAAUUCUAUCUCUGGUUCGACCCAACUGCAGAUUUUCACACCUACUCCAUCCUCUGGAAUCCCAAGCUCAUCAUUUUCUCGGUUGAUGGGACUCCAAUCAGAGAGUUCAAGAACCUGGAAUCCGAUGGCAUUCCAUUCCCAAAGAACCAGCCUAUGAGGAUUUACUCCAGUCUUUGGAACGCUGAUGACUGGGCUACCAGGGGUGGUCUUGUGAAGACAAACUGGUCUAACGCUCCUUUCACCGCUUCCUACAGGAAUUUCAAUGCCAAGGCUUGUGUUUGGGGAAACGGAGCAUCAUCAUGCUCCUCAUCAAGUUCAUCAUCUUCCAGCUCCAACAACAAUGCAUGGCUAUCCCAAGAGUUAGAUAUAACAGGCCAACGAAGGCUGAAGUGGGUGCAGAAGAACUACAUGAUCUACAAUUACUGCACUGAUACAAAGCGAUUUCCUCAGGGUCUUCCUUCGGAAUGCAAAAUGUCCUAACAUAUUGCAUAUGCCUAACCCGCCCGUUGUAAUUAUAUACCAUAUGGUCUUCAAUGUGUAGUUUCUGCCUGUAUCAAUUCUUUUAUUUUUUGAAACUUCACCACGUCAUAUAUACUCUAUAUAUGAUAUUAUUGUAAAUCUUACCUUUCUCCAUGGAAUAAAAUCUAUGUUUCGAAUUUGCCUUU